Molecule: messenger RNA, 1427 nt
Organism: Plodia interpunctella (Indianmeal moth)
Lineage: Eukaryota; Metazoa; Arthropoda; Insecta; Lepidoptera; Pyralidae
Product: deoxynucleoside kinase-like
Exons: 5
Coding region: 165-863 (232 amino acids)
Biological process (GO): nucleobase-containing compound metabolic process
Cellular component (GO): cytoplasm
Molecular function (GO): deoxynucleoside kinase activity; ATP binding
Source: RefSeq, a predicted model, not a curated record
CGUGACAGUGACUGUCUGGUUGGGCGGUAAAAUAGCGGUAAAAUUUUAUUAUUUAUUGCGCCAAUUUUUACUAGCAUUAGUGUAUAUAUUUUUAUUACAUGUAUUAAAUAUUCCUAUGUAAUUAAUUAAAAUACAUACUUUUGUGUGUAAAUAACGAAAUCACAAUGUCUAACGUAAAGACAAUAACUAACGCCGCUCGUAUGGUAGAAAAAACCUCUAGGCCUUUCAGAGUUUCUAUUGAAGGCAAUAUUGGAUCUGGAAAAUCUACGUGUAUAAACUUCUUCGAUAAAUUCAAUAACGUGGAAAAGCAUACGGAACCUCUGAAUGAAUGGCGUAAUGUCAGCGGCCACAAUUUACUUGGUCUCGUCUAUACAGACUUACACAAGUGGACUUUCCCAUUUCAACACUAUGUGCACUUGACUAGGCUAAAAAUUCAGACAAGUCCUCCAUCAAACACUAAUAUUACUGUGAAAAUGUUUGAACGAUCAGUACAAAACAGUAGAUUCUGUUUUGUGGAGAAUGCCAAAAACCACAAGUUUCUUCAUGACGCUGAGUACCAAGUCUUAACAUCAUGGUAUGAAUAUGUUGAAAAGAAUCUGGAUAUUGCACUUGAUCUCAUAGUAUAUUUAAAGACAUCUCCACAAGUCGUGUGGGAGAGGAUGAUGAAGCGAGGUAGGGCUGAGGAAUCUGAGGUACCACUGGAGUAUCUACAGCAGGUGCAUGAUGCAUAUGAGAACUGGCUCAACUCCCCAGAUGUAGGUUGUGAAGUGCUCACAAUAGACGCUGAUAGAAGUCUCGACGUCGUGAAAGAAGAUCUUCAAAGGUAUUCUUAUAAAAUUUUAGGUGGGAACCACACAAACUGACUGAAUUUUAUUGUUAGGUGAUGUUUUCUUAAUACAAUCUUGCCUUAAUAGGAUAGAACGAUGAUUACCUACAAUUUUUGUUGUUUAAAAAGAAGAUAAUUACCAAUGAGAUGUCACUUAUUGCUUCAAAACUCUGUGUUGUUUUGAUCUUAGAUUUUAAUUUACCUGUUUUAAGAAAUGAUAAUAAAAAAAGAAUUAAGCCAAGUAUAUACUAAUUGUAAACUGUUAAAAUAAUUUUAUUAAUAUAAUUAAGAUAAAUGUUAAAUAGGUAUGUAUAAAAAAGGUUUUCUUAUAAAUCAAGUUUGUGUUUGAUAAUUCUAUUGUUACUACCAUCCAAUAAAUUCGACCAUAAUCGAUGUGAUCACAGACUUAAUAUUAACUUCAAGGAUGUGAUUAUGUGUAUCAUUUUAGUUCCAUCAUUUGUGCUCUAUGGGUGAAUGAUUUGGCCAAUUGAGCAAUAAUAGGACGCAAAUUGACUAUGAUUUAGUUUUAAAUCUACUGACUACCUCAAUGAUGCCGAGUAAACUAUUUUAUUAAAAUCAAUAAAAUUUCUUAAACUGAGAA